Molecule: messenger RNA, 1703 nt
Organism: Paramecium octaurelia
Lineage: Eukaryota; Ciliophora; Oligohymenophorea; Peniculida; Parameciidae
Source: the annotation of a GenBank genome assembly
AUGUCCAAAUUUUAAUAAGAUGGUAUAACCAUCUGUCUACUGGGGGGGUUCCAGAAGUGGCCUUCCAGUGCUCAACAUUCCUUCACUCCUCACAAAUGUGGAUUAAGGGUAUAAAUUUUCACAUUACUAUUUUCAAGUUUGUUAAAUAAUUUACAUGGCAUUAUAAGGAUUAUUUAUAGAAAUUGAACGGCAAACCAAUUUAGGUGCCACUGAGGAUUUUCACUUCUCCGAAAGAAGGUAAGAAUUAAGUCGAUUUUGGUAGGGAAAUAUAAUGAUGGUUAUGAUAAUGAAAACCAUGAUCUUAUAAUCAGAAAAAAUGACAAAUUAUACAACAGCAAAAAGAAUAUGUAAGUCAUGUGAGAUUUAUUGUUAAGAACAUAUAUUUGCGAGGCUCUGUUAGGCGCAGGAACAUUCGGCUAAGUCAUAAAAUGUAGUGUAGUAGGUACGUAACAAUUAGUUGCAAUAAAGGUAUGGCAUUGAGAGGAUUAUUAGAUCAUAAAAAAUUAACAUGCAUUUCAAAAAUAACAAAAAAUAGAAAUAAAUGUGCUAAGAACUCUCUAAACAUUCUCAAAGGAACAAAACAUUUAAAAAAAUCAUAUAAUCUAACUAAAUGAUCAAUUUCUACACAAGAAACACGCGUGCCUAGUUUUCCCUUUGUUGGCAUAGAACUUAUUUGAGAUGAUGAAAACAAAUCGGUAAGAAGCAUUUAGUGUAUCGCUGGUCCGAAAAUUUCUCAAUCAAAUAGUGACUGGACUGACAGUGGCUGAACAAUGUGGAGUUGUUCACGCUGAUCUGAAACCAGAGAAUAUAAUGAUCGAAUAAAAGCAGCUUUAUAUGGAUGAUUGUUCUCUUUAAAUCAUAGAUUUUGGAUCCAGUUGCUUUAUGAAUGAUAAACACCCUUAUAUCUACAUUCAAAGUCGUUUCUAUAGGGCUCCAGAGAUAAUUUUAGAGAAUCACUAUUACAACAGUAUGAAUAUGGAACUAUGAAUUAUUAGCUAAAAUUGAUAUCUGGAGUUUGGGUUGUAUAGCAGUGGAAUUAUUAUAAGGUAAUCCCCUUUUUCCAUGUGGGGACCAAUACUCCUGUUUGGAGCGAAUCAUUCAAGUGACCAGACCUACCAUAAGUAAUUAGUUCGAAUAUGAUGUUUUAGCUAUGCAGGGAUAUGUGAAAACUGCCCCUGCCUCAAAAAAAUACUUUAACUUACUUCAAAAUGAUACUUUUCAAUUAAAAUCUAGGGAACAAUUCACAGCUGAGUUUCCUCAUUUAAAAACUAAAGAGGGGUACAAUGCUAUGCAUCCUAUAAAGAAACUUACAGAUCUAGCCCAAUAUUACAAUUAGCAAUCUUCAAAAGGUAUGACAAAUGCAUGUGAUAUUUGCGUAGAUCAACCUACAUUCAAUUAAUUUCUGGAUUUCGUGUAGAAAUGUCUUGAGUGGGAGCCAAGUGCUAGGAUGUCUGCCUAGGAUGCUAGUUAACACCCAUUUUUGACUGGAUAAAAUUAAGGAUUUGAAAUCAACAUAGAUUUAGAGGACUUGUUUGCAAAAUUGGAUACGUAAUCUAAUUAAAGUAGUACUUCCUCUUUUUAUGAAGACCAACCAGAGUUUUGAGAUAUUUCCCAUUCCUCAGAUUAAAAUGUUCAUUCAAAUAACAAUAAGUAAAAAAAAAAAUAAAAAUUCCAUUUGAAUGAUGUUUUAAUCAUAAAGAGGC